Molecule: messenger RNA, 868 nt
Organism: Perkinsus marinus ATCC 50983
Lineage: Eukaryota; Perkinsozoa; Perkinsida; Perkinsidae
Exons: 1
Source: RefSeq, a predicted model, not a curated record
UUGAGACGUCGAGGCCUCAGUGGGUUGAUCAUAUCACCGAGUGAGCAGUUCAUCGCAGGAGUAGAUGGAGGUAGAUGUCAAAUUGUAAUAUACAAAAUUGUGACAACGACAGUGAUGGAGGGGGAGGGCGUCUCCGAUUUAACUCAGUUGAUAGCCAGUCGAAUACUCGGUAGUGCAUCAUCGACUAGGAAAACUGUAGUGAAGACCUCUGUAGUGAUAUGGAGCUUUAUAGACCUCCCACAAGCCGCUCAUGAACUCGAGGUGGUACUUCAGUUUGGUAGCACCAACACUGUCCUGGUCUGUGGCCUCAAUGGCCUUGCAUCUCGGUAUGCGUAUGACCCUAGUGUUCGCGGUGAGAAGGCUACUCUAGUUUGGAGCACUCACCUUUGUCCACUACGGGACCGAUUUGGUAGUACUUCUACUACUGGGGGUAGUUCUCAGCAAUUAGCCUCCGACACCCCCACCACUUGGCGGUCUGACGCCUCUCGUGUUGGCGCUCAUUGGGAUGUGAAUGAACAUGUCAUCACCUUUGAUGUCAGUGAGGACGUUUGUGGCCCUGUGGAUACGAAGGAGGAGGUCUCAGCCGCUGAAGACGAGGAUUGGAUUCUUAUAGGCCAUCGGUGAUCGCUGUAUGAGGUUGUCAAAACGUUGUUUCAAUUUCCUGAUCUUUACGAAGGUAGCAAUUUCUGAUCGUAGGCUGUGGCCCCCCCGGUGUGGGCCACUCCGAUUCUGCAUGGUGACAGUCACCACUGUCACCCUUUAUUUGGGUACUAUACACGUAUUCUCCCAAAAUAGGUAGAUUUUUGACACGGUAGUUGGGUGCUCAUAGUUGUCAUUUUCCUAUUCGCUGUCUUAUACAACUCCCUCG